AUGUCGACCAACGAUCUACAAGCUCUCUUUGCAAACCUGAAGCCCAAGCCCAGAGAUCCACAGCCUCCUUCAACCAUCCAGCGUUCCACUUCAAGCGGCCAUCAGCCUCAAAAUGCGAAUGCGUUUGCCCUGAAUUCAGCUUCGCCUCCGCCGUUCUCCUCAUUGUCCAACGACCCACUAUUCAGUUCGUUGCCGUCAGGAUCCGCGUCCGCCUCGGCUGCUACAGCGCAAUCCCUCCUCAGUUUACUCAACUUUGGUGCUUCUUCGUCCUCCACUGGCCCUUCCGUGCCUCCACCCGGACUUAAUGACACUCGAGGUAAUGGUGAAGAGAUGAAAGCAGAGUCGGGACCACCUGGACCCGAAUCCAAUGCUCCUCAAGUCUCGACUUCCGAUCUUCUUGCCAAAUUCAUCAGCCCUGUUCAACCUACAGCUCGCCCAGCUACUCAUUCUCCUGCGAAUCUAGAGGAUCAAGGUGGCGGUGGACCGCAGUCCAGCUACCAACCUUUGCGCGAUGCUUCCCAAGAUGCCCUGUUGAAACUGCUGAAUCGAGCAACCGCGACCUCAACCACUGUUCCACGCCAGGGCUCCGUCGAACGAGCUCAACCCGCCUCUGCUAGUGAGGAUAAGGGUGAACAGAAAGCUGCCAGCGCUGUCGGAAGUUCCGAUCUUCCUUUUAGGGUGCUUCCUUCUCGAAAUAGCGGGAUUUCUACACCCUCGGAAGAUCCAAGAAAUGACAACAAGACUGCAGCCUCUGCUCAGACUCAACCACUCUUCACCUACACAAAUCCUUUUCAAGCGUUGCAAGCAUCUCGUUCUCAAACUCCGAAGACCAAUGCACAAAACUCGCGCACUGCCCAUGCUGAUUCACCCGUCCCCAGUGUUGAACCUACCCAUGAGGACAAGUUCGAAGGUGAACCUGUGCGAAUGGCAACACCAGAACAGGUCGCGAAGAGAAAGAUCCUGACUCCUCGACUGUCCGCCACGGCCCGGCCGGGAGCUGGUUCGCCAGAGGCCUCACCCGCAGUACCGGUGCCUGCCCAAGACCGGAGCCAGGCUACUCCAGAAGCCACUCCAAUUAAGUCAAAACUGUCUGCUCCAGAGAUCACGGCGGCCACGAAUACCCAAGGCGACUCUUCUGAUGCAAAUGCCUCGUCUCGUAGUGCGACUGGAGCUGUCAGUAAUGCGGUAGAGCCUCAAGCCGAGGUCGGAGAUGAAUGGGAAGAUGCGGAGGACGCAGAGGAUUCUCCUGAAAAAGAAGAGCCUUCUGAACGAAUCGUUCCAGUCUACAACUUCCCUAUCAAGCCUUUUGUCUCUAUCACUCUACAAUUGGACGCGAAGUCAGAUACCGGUAUUCGUGAUGAUGGGGUUAUGGAAAUCUCGCGGUUGAAAAGAGAUUUCGACCAGUUGGAUCGUUCUUUGGCUUCCGCCACAUCCAAAUACAUCUCCUAUGCUCUGGUCAAGAGUGGUAUGCGAAUUAUCAGACAAGAUGAUGGAAAAGAUCGGCAGGUGUUCAAACACGCCAAUGAUCGCGUCUUUAAUGUGUCUUUCUGCUCUGCUCUUGAUUCAGAUGAUCAGGCUAUCUUGGGUACUGGUGUCAGUGGCGCAGUGUAUUAUGCUACUCUCGCGAAGGACAGCAAUGACUUGUUCGACAACAAUGAACUUGACUCGGAAAGUCUGAUCUUCCCUCCCUAUCCACCAGCUGAUGAAAACACUGCUGGAGGAGUCUUAAAGACUCGUGCAAAGCGCAGUUCUCGGCACCCUGAAUUCUUCGCCAUCGGAAGAGGCAAGGCCAUUCACCUUGUUUGGCCCGCGACCGCACUUUCUUCGCGUUACGGUAUCACGCAGGACAACCGCCGUGUCAAUGUCGGAACAUUUUUCCAGGAUCGUUCAUUGCAAAUUUCGACCGGAAAGGCUGGAAAGGAUUUUACUUUCAGCGAGGAUGACAGCUUGAUCGUCUCUCUGGAUAAAACUGGACGACUUCGAUUCUGGGACAUUCGAAAAUUGAUUGAUGAGUCCAACGCCACAGGUGUACGUGCUAACAUGACCGUUGACAUGCCACUGCUAUCGCUAUCGACUGCUUCGCCCGCUGAAAAGUCGUGGCCCACCUCCGUGUUGUUCGUUGAUAAGGCCCGACCAUAUACUCGAGGUGGGCCACUACGUUAUGUCUUGGUCGGCUUGAGACAAAAUCAUACGUUGCAGCUUUGGGACAUUGCUCUCGGCAAAGCUGUUCAAGAGCUCAACUUUCCGCAUGAAAACGAGACCGAUGGCAUUUGCAGCGUUGCCUAUCACCCUAAUAGCAGUAUCAUUGUCAUUGGACAUCCCACGAGAAACUCGAUCUUCUUCGUACAUCUCUCGGCCCCACGAUACACUCUCAGUGCAUCAUUGUCUCAAGCAGCAUUCAUCAACCGCAUUGCAAUGAAAGAUCCAGAACUCCCGAAACCAGAAUCGACUGCUUGCAUGAGUGGCAUUCGUGAGAUCUCCUUUGCCUCCAAAGGACAACUUCGGAGCGUUGAGCUUCUACCGAUUAACCGUCCACUAGAAGCUCAGAAAGCUCUUGAUGAAAAGACACCACUCUUUGAGCUCUACGCUGUGCACUCUAAUGGUGUAACAUGUCUGAACAUUACCAAAGAAGAUUUGGGUUGGGACUCGAACAGCAAGGUCAUGCACGGCAUCGAUGCAAACAAGAACGGCUUUGUGAAUCUGAAAGAGCUCCGAUUGGGCAGCGUGAUUGAAGAAGCACCACGUAGCAAAAGCCCUACCGAAGAUGUCCCACCGGCAGCUCCUAAACCGCCAUCGAAAAAGAAGUCCAGCAAGAAGGGUCUUGUCAGUGCUGAACGCGAGGUAGCUCAACCAGAGCAGCCUGAGCCUGUAGCUGCGGCUCCAAUACAACCUCUCACGAACGGCAGUGUAGCUGUUGAACCAACAAACGGAGAGACUCCUGCAGCACCUAAAGAAAGCAAGAAGAACAAGAAAAAGGCCGCCGCAGCGGCUACCCAUGACCAAAAUGCUGCCGGCAAGACGACCCCUCGAAACGCAUCGCCAAUCAAGAAUCCUCAACCCAUCGUCGAUGCUCCUGUUAGCAAAGACGCAGGCCUGGCUGAGAAGCCGGACCUGAACCCUCCUCCUAAUGCAGCAACGACCACCGAUUCCGAUACUGCUAGCAAGGCCGAGGCUGUGACGGUUGGCAUCUCUGGUGAUUGGUUGGACAAGGAAUUGAAGAAAGUUGAACGUGGAGUUUCGAAUGAAUUCCGCAAAGAACUCAGCACACUCUAUCAGAGUAUCCAGAACGAUCGACUGGUGCAAGAUGCUGCGGCGUCUACACGUCAAGAAGCACUUCUCCGUCUUGUAUCAACGACUCUGACAACCAAUGUAGAGAAGAGCCUUUCCCGUAUAUUGGCCACCCAAGUGCAGCAAGCCGUUAUCCCCGCACUUACUGGCAUCACUGUCCAAGCCGUACACAAUCAACUGGGUGAUGCACUGGCCAAGUCACUACACUCAUUGGUCCCACAUGAGUUGAAUGUUCAAUUGCCGAUUGCAAUCAAUAACGCGCUGCAAAGUCCUCAGGUCACUCGCCUGAUCGCAGAUACAAUCAGCCAAAAGAUAACAAAGCAUACUGAAGCACAAAUAUCGGAGGUCCUUCAGAGAAAGCUUGUACCUGUCUUCUCAGACCUGGCACUUUCUGCUGCACAGAAGGCAGCGGCCGAGGUGGAGGCUAAACGACAGGUUGAAAUUCAACAGUAUGAAACCCAACGUCGUCAAGACACUGCACGAAUGGAGAAGUUGAGUCAGGCAUUGCAAAGCAUGGCGCAGACUUUGCAGCAAAUGUCUGACACUCAAGUUGCUUUCCAGACUCAGAUUCUCAAAGACCGCCGUCAGCUUGCUCUGCUUGAAGCAGAUAGUCCAGCAUCGGCCACCCAGCAAGUGUCAACUGCCAGAUUGACUCCAUCACAGUCACACUCUACUGUGCCAACUCCACAAAAGCCAAAAUCGCAGGAACAACUGGAGCUUGAUGAAAUUGCACAACUUAUGGAUGCGGGCCGCUACGAGGAAGGUUCCAUUAGAUGGCUGCAAUCCAGCCAGCCGAUCGAGUUGUUUGAUCAACUCUUCAUUCACUAUACCCCAGAAUAUCUUGCCACUGAUGUCUCACCACUGAUUGCAUUUUCAAUUGCUGUGACUCUUGGAAAUUCCCUCAACAGUAACACUGCGCGACGGCUCGAAUGGAUUGCUGCAGCCUUCAAUGCAGUUGAUCUCUUGGAUCCUGAAAUCGCUGAUCUUGCUCAGCAUGCUCCUCAGCUUCUGAGCUCUCUCAUUCAGAAAAUUGAAGGGUUGUACAUGACGAUUGCGGAGCGCGACCCUAGAGAUCCGGCAUUGCGAAUCAUGCCGGCGGUAUCUAGGAGAGCAAAGGAUAUGAUGGCAUCUUUGGUUGGUCCUUCAUCAUAUGGACGACCUGCUCAGCCUUUAAUCUUCUAA
This is a messenger RNA of Exophiala bonariae, 4470 nucleotides long. RefSeq lists its product as uncharacterized. Gene Ontology annotation, biological process: deadenylation-independent decapping of nuclear-transcribed mRNA. The record is from RefSeq and is a predicted model, not a curated record. Gene Ontology annotation, molecular function: protein binding. NCBI's taxonomy places the organism in Eukaryota, Fungi, Ascomycota, Eurotiomycetes, Chaetothyriales, Herpotrichiellaceae. Bases 1 to 4470 code for a protein of 1489 amino acids. Gene Ontology annotation, cellular component: P-body. The transcript has 2 exons.